AUGACAACAUUAUUAAAUGUUCAUCGAGUAAAAUAUCAAUGUAGUUGUGGAUCAUUUAAAUCAUUAUGUUAUCUUUAUUUUUGUCGACAUUGUCUUAAAAUUAAAUGUAAAGAUUGUGUUACUCUUGAGGUUGAUUGUCGUUUUUGUCCAAGUUGUUAUGAGCAUCUUCAAUCCCAUGAAGCAAUAGCACGAAAAAAUCGUUGUCAAAAUUGUUUUUCAUGUCCAUCUUGUAAUCAUACAUUAGUAACACGUGCAACAAAUACAUCAUCAACACCAUCAACUAAUUUAAAUAUAACACCUGAUAAUACAAAUGUUGCUAGUGGUGAUGCUGAUGAUAGUAUAAGUAAUAGUACAAAUGCUAGUGGAUUACAAACUCCAUCAAAAAAAGUCUAUUAUUUGGCAUGUAGUGUUUGUCGUUGGUCAACACGUGAUAUACAUCUUGCUGAUCAACCAGCAAUAAAUUCCUGGAAAGCACAAGAUAAUAUUCAUGAAGGACGAGUUAAUGAACUUCUUUUACAUUAUAAACAAAUAGCAACACGUGAAAAACAAGAACGUGAUAGAAAAAAAUAUACAACAGUUAAAUUACGUAAUACAAUAACAACUUCAACAAAUCGUUCAUCAACAGAUAAAUAUGGUAUAUUAACACCAUUAACACGUCGUGGUAUUCGUACAAGUGGAAUGCUUAAAACACCAUCAUUACCUGAAACAGUUAAUACAACAAAUUUAUUACCAAAACCAUCUGAAAUAAUUGAAAAUAUUGAACCACUUGAUGAAAAUUUUUUUCUAAAUAAUACAUUUGAUUUUAAUAAAUUAACAACAAUUACACAACGUUUAAAUUCAGUUGAAUCUCAACCAUUAACAAUUGAUCAUCUUUAUCCAUUAGCUAAACAUUUUACAUCAAAACAAUCAAAACGUUGUAAAGAAUGUGAUCAUAAUGUACUUAAACCUGAACCAUCACCAAAAUUAAUUAAAUUUAAAUUACAUCAAAUGGCAUUAUUUUUUAUUCCUGAAAUACGUAUUUGGCAUCAUCCAACAUGGUCAAUUAAUGAUAAUAAUCCAUGUAUACUUUCAAUAAUUAAUCAACUUGAUGAAAAAACACUAUUAAAAUUAUAUACGUUAGAUGAAAUUCGUGAAGAAAAUAAUGAUAAUAAUAAAGAAUUAAUUCAACGAAUAAAUCAAUUAGAUGAAAAUAUUUUAACAUGUCAAUUAACAUUUCCUUUGGAAAAAGAACGUUCAGUACAAUUACAUGCACAUGUUGAACCAAAUGAAACUGAUACAAAAAUUAAUGAUGAAUUACGUCAAAAUGAUUCAAAAGAUUUAGUUAUUUAUCGGAAAUUUGCUAAAAUUGCUAUUCGAUGUUUUAUUAAAAUAAAAAAUUCUGAUGUAAAAAAAAUUCGAGCUGCUUUUGUUAUUGAACAUCGUGUUGUUGGAAUUUCAUCAAUAGUUAGUACACCAACAACAACACCACCAAUAACAAAUUCGAAUCCAUUAGCACAAAAUGUUCGACAUAUUAUUCUUAUUGAUUUUGGCCCUAUUGACGAACCUGCACUCCCUUUACAUUCGGCAUUGACAUAA
Rotaria sp. Silwood2 is the source of this 1575-nucleotide messenger RNA. NCBI's taxonomy places the organism in Eukaryota, Metazoa, Rotifera, Eurotatoria, Philodinida, Philodinidae. The record is from the annotation of a GenBank genome assembly.